AUGCCACAGCUUCCGGAGCAGAAUAAUCGGCCUCCGCCUGGGGUGACCGUCAUGUUCAAGAAGUACAAGACCACCAUCCUGCUCUGCCUUCAGCCAGAUGAAAAGCUUUCCGCCGUGAAAAAGGAGCUGCUCGAAGCUUUGAAGAGUCGCGGGGUCAACCAUCUCGGCAACGAUAUCGUCCCCGGCGACCCGGCCGAGCUUGAAUUUGGCCUGCCCAAGGACCGCAGCGAUCUUGAGAAGGGAUGGACACUCUUGAGGACUGAACCUGAUACAACUGUGCAAGAUGCAGGGUUCACCGAUCCCAGCUUUGUGGCAUUCCGCUUCCGCAAGCCUAGCACUUCCGAGCCGAACGAAACAGUGAUGGACCUUGAUCAGGAUGAAGCUAACUGGGAUGUGAUUAUCCCAGGCUUUAUCGACGAGGCCUCGGAUGAUGAGGCCGUUGAGGACGAUGAGGCCGGAGCCAACGUCUGA
Penicillium argentinense is the source of this 471-nucleotide messenger RNA. RefSeq lists its product as uncharacterized. The coding region runs from base 1 to 471 and encodes 156 amino acids. The transcript is spliced from 2 exons. The record is from RefSeq and is a predicted model, not a curated record. Lineage: Eukaryota; Fungi; Ascomycota; Eurotiomycetes; Eurotiales; Aspergillaceae.